AAGGCACGAGGUGGCCUCGGAGCUCAACCCUUUCCGUCUGCGAGUUCCUCUGCCCUUACGAGCCAGAUUGCUUGCAGGGCGCCCAUCGUCGCAGAGAAUCUCACCAUGGCCAAGACGGUUAAAGAUGUACCUUCGCACGAGUUCGUGCGCAACUAUGCUGCUCACUUGAAGCGCUCUGGCAAGAUUGAAGUUCCUGCCUGGGCUGACCUUGUGAAGACUGCUACAUUCAAGGAAUUAGCUCCCUAUGAUGCUGACUGGUACUACGUCAGAGCUGCCUCCAUGGCAAGGAAGAUUUACCUGAGAGGUGGAAUUGGAGUGGGUGCCUUCAAGAAGAUUUAUGGUGGCCGCAAGAGUAAUGGAGUUAGGCCAUCCCACUUUGCUAAGAGCAGUGGGUCAAUUGCCAGGCACUGCCUGAAGCAGCUCGAGCAACUUAACAUCGUCGAGAAGGAUCCCAAGGGAGGAAGGCGCAUUACUUCUGAUGGACAGCGGGAUUUGGAUCAGGUAGCAGGGCGCAUCGCCGUCACUGCGGCUUAGUUCUAUGAAUAGUAGGACUGGCAUACUGAACAUUGCAGUUUGAGCACCAUGUGCUGAGUGAGACUGUGAAGGGCUUCGCAAUAUAUGACGUCCAUUUUUCCAACUGGUAGCAUUUAAGUAUUUUCUGUGUUAUCGAUUAUCAUGUACCUCCUUGUUCUUUCAAUCAAGAAACUGCCGUUCACCUUGUAUUUACACUUCGUUACAAGGUGUACCUAUUAAGUUAGA
Messenger RNA from Physcomitrium patens, 759 nucleotides. The record is from RefSeq and is a predicted model, not a curated record. NCBI's taxonomy places the organism in Eukaryota, Viridiplantae, Streptophyta, Bryopsida, Funariales, Funariaceae.